Messenger RNA from Prunus armeniaca (apricot), 216 nucleotides. The record is from the annotation of a GenBank genome assembly. NCBI's taxonomy places the organism in Eukaryota, Viridiplantae, Streptophyta, Magnoliopsida, Rosales, Rosaceae.
AUGCCAGCCUCUUCCACUUUCAAUCUUGUGAAGCCUGUUGUUGCUCACCAAAACUUGCCUGACAGUGAGAUCCCAAAGAUUAGCAAAAUAGUGGGUCCCAUUGGUGCCAUGUCAUCAUUUUUAAUGGAAUUUUUAACAAACUUGACGGUGAUUGAUAAAGUGAGACACAAAACAUCGGUUAAGGAGGGAAAGGGCACUGUAGCACUUAAGCCUUGA